GCAUUAAAUGUAAAGGCCAGGGAAAGGAAUUCAGAAUACACGUAGACAAUAACACCUAGCGACAAGGGCAAUAGGGUCAUUAGAACAUUGAAAGAGGUCCACCAUUGUCUCUCUGUGUGGCAGCAACAAACAUUCGGUUAUGCAAAUCGCCAAAGACCAAUUUCAUUCAUAAUUCUACAUCCUUUCAGGCGACCAAGCAAAGACAGUUCUCUAUCUCCGAUCAAGGUAAAUUGUGGACAGGAUGAGUCAGGUGUUUGAAGGAUAUGAACGACAAUACUGUGAGCUUUCAGCUGACUUAACAAAGAAGUGCACCUCAGCUAGUAUCCUUGAUGGAGAACAGAAGAAACAAAAAGUGUCUGAAAUAAAAGCUGGUCUGGAUGAUGCCGAGGCAUUGAUCCGGAAAAUGGACCUAGAGGCUCGUAGCUUACAACCUAAUGUAAAGGCCGCGCUUCUUGCCAAGUUAAGAGAAUACAAAAGUGAUCUUAACAAUUUGAAGAUUGAAGUGAAAAGAAUCACAUCGGCGAAUGCCAACCUAGCUGCAAGGGAUGAGUUGUUGGAAUCUGGAAUGUCAGAUGCAAUGAUGGCCUCCGGUGAUCAAAGACAAAGGUUGAUGAUGUCAACAGAGAGACUAAACCAGUCAAGUGACAGGAUCAGGCAAGGUCGAAAAGUGAUGCUCGAAACAGAGGAGCUUGGGGUCUCAAUUCUUCAAGAUUUGCACCAACAACGUCAGUCUCUCCUGCAUGCACAUGACACGCUUCAUGGGGUUGAUGACAAUAUUAGUAGGAGCAAGAAGAUACUGACGACAAUGUCACGGAGGAUGAGCAGGAAUAAAUGGAUCAUUGGUUCCAUCAUUGCUGUCUUGGUCCUUGCAAUCCUCUUAAUUCUUUAUUUCAAGCUGGUCCAUUGAAUAACCGCUUUCAGUACAGAAAAACAUGUAUUUUUUGAAUGCGUUGGUUCUGGAUUCGCCUUCUGGUUAUGAGCUAAGUUUGGGUUUUUCGCUUGUUAUGUUCCGCAAAACCUUCACAUGCUUCUCAUCCCAAGUAAUUUAGUGCUGUCAGUUAAUAUGUCUGAAUCUUGUGAUCCCUGUCUGGUUACGAGUAUAUACUUAAAUCUAUGCAGCUAAGUAAUUUCUUUGCUUUA
Lycium barbarum (goji berry) is the source of this 1140-nucleotide messenger RNA. RefSeq names its product vesicle transport v-SNARE 13-like. The record is from RefSeq and is a predicted model, not a curated record. Gene Ontology annotation, molecular function: SNAP receptor activity; SNARE binding. Gene Ontology annotation, cellular component: ER to Golgi transport vesicle membrane; late endosome membrane; Golgi apparatus. Gene Ontology annotation, biological process: vesicle fusion; vesicle-mediated transport; intracellular protein transport. NCBI's taxonomy places the organism in Eukaryota, Viridiplantae, Streptophyta, Magnoliopsida, Solanales, Solanaceae. The coding region runs from base 242 to 907 and encodes 221 amino acids. The transcript is spliced from 6 exons.